Messenger RNA from Portunus trituberculatus (swimming crab), 1321 nucleotides. RefSeq lists its product as uncharacterized. The transcript is spliced from 7 exons. Lineage: Eukaryota; Metazoa; Arthropoda; Malacostraca; Decapoda; Portunidae. Bases 245 to 1036 code for a protein of 263 amino acids. The record is from RefSeq and is a predicted model, not a curated record.
GCUGGAGGAACCUGUGGGGCUGGUGGUGCGGUGGUUGGUGGCUGGCAGUGGUGAAGGAGACGCUGUGAGUGAAGGACGCUCGUGUUGCUUCAGCCCAGGUGUGAUGGCCGCCACUGUCUCCCCCCGCGGCUUACAAUCGGAGCCUGGUGUACGAGGCCGCCGCCGCCCACACUGACACUGCCGCCGCCAAGGGUGACUUGCGCCUGCUUCCUACCUGCAGGCACCAACAAACGUGCAACAGUUAAUGGUGGCCGUAGCCGGCACACUGGAGGCGGCGACGGCUACUGCUACAACUACUGCGGUGGCGGCGGCGGGGUAUGGUGUGGAGGAAGGGACCCUCGUGGCUGGUGACGUCCUGAAGCGACGCAGUAAUAAUGGUCGCAACAACCACCACCACCACCGCCGCCGCCUCACUGUUGCUCUUCUGUCUCCAUUUCCUGCUCUCCCUUUCAUAUGUUCUCUGCUUUCCUCGUCCGCGCUUACUCCCCUUCCUCCUGCUGCCGCUGCGGUUUGUGCUCCUCCUCUCCUGCUGCUGCUCACACCGUGUCUACAAGCGCCAACGAGCGGCAGGAAUGGAAGCAAGGCGAAGCAAGGCGGUGGCGGAGGAAGUACAGGGUGCCGAUUGAGUGACCUCUUGACUGCCGAUGAUGGUCUCGCGCCUUCAGUCCAUGCAGUGUGCAGCGAGACGCCCCAUCUGCUGCCACGAGAACAAUGUGAUGGCCGCCACAACAGUCCCCUCCCACAACUUAGGAGCGUGGUGCACGAGACCGCUGCCAAGGGAGACUCACGCCUGCCCACAGGCACCGUCACAAUGGCGGUCGUAACCGCCACGCUGCUAGCGGCGGCGGCGGCAACGACCUUCAUGGCUGCCGGCAUUUUGGUAGCGAUGGUGAUGGCGUGUGGUGUGGAGGCAAGGACCUUCGUGGCUGGGGACACCCCAGUAUUAAUUGUUCCGGAUGUGAGACGAAGUGCCACGCCUCGGCAGUCUACAGGAAGAAGACUCGCCCAGACUGACGCUCAUUGUCCUGGACUCUGAGCACAGUCACCGCAACCAGUCUUGAAGACAGAAGAGUAGUGAAGAGGAGCGAGGCGUCAGCAGAGGAAUCAAACUUUGAAGAAAACGCGAAUGGAUCGACGGGACUGGGCCAGUGCCAACAGCGGAUUAAACCUUACCCAGCGAUGGAGGCGGCGGAGAGGCAAGAAUUUGCCGCCUCUACUGGACCUUAUAGUCUGCAGAAAAGAACAUUCACCUCACACUCCCUCGAAGAGAAGACGACGGCAAUUUGCAUGUAAGAAAACAAUAAAAGAUGCUUAGAAAUAA